Messenger RNA from Phodopus roborovskii (desert hamster), 2035 nucleotides. It is a transcript of the gene Znf346, whose product is annotated as zinc finger protein 346. The record is from RefSeq and is a predicted model, not a curated record. Gene Ontology annotation, molecular function: zinc ion binding; double-stranded RNA binding. The transcript has 7 exons. NCBI's taxonomy places the organism in Eukaryota, Metazoa, Chordata, Mammalia, Rodentia, Cricetidae. Bases 24 to 992 code for a protein of 322 amino acids.
CCACCGCCCGCGGCGGCGGGCGCAUGCGCAGCCCUCCAACGGCGAGGCUUGCGGGAAAGAUGGAGUGUCCCACGCCUGGUGCUACUGAGGCUGCGGAGCCUGGAGGGGCCGGACCGAACAACAGCUCCGAGGAGCAGGAGGGUCGGGAACCGGACGCAGUGCGCUUCGACCGCGAGGGGGCGCGCCUCCUGUUGGCAGCUGUGUCCGGCGCGCAGCCGGCGGGGAGGGAGGAAGUGGAGCACAUGAUCCAGAAGAACCAGUGUCUCUUCACCAGCACCCAGUGCAAAGUUUGCUGUGCCAUGCUGAUUUCUGAGUCCCAGAAGCUGGCACAUUAUCAGAGCAAAAAACAUGCCAACAAAGUGAAAAGAUACCUAGCAAUCCAUGGAAUGGAGACCCCAAAGGGGGACGUGAAGAAGCUAGACUCAGAUCAGAAGAGCAGCAGAAGCAAAGACAAGAACCACUGCUGCCCCGUCUGUAACAUGACCUUUUCCUCCCCUGUGGUGGCACAGUCGCACUACCUGGGGAAGACCCACGCCAGGAACUUAAAGCUGAAGCAGCAGUCCACUAAGGGGGCAGCUCUGUCGAAACACCUUACAAACCCUUUCCUUGUGGCCUCCACCUUAGCCUUGCACCAGAGUAGAGAGAUGCUAGACCCAGACAAAUUCUGCAGCCUCUGCCAUUCAACCUUCAACGACCCUGCCAUGGCUCAGCAACAUUAUAUGGGCAAGAGACACAGGAAGCAGGAGACUAAGCUCAAACUCAUGGCGCACUAUGGGCGGCUGGCGGACCCUGCUGUCUCUGACUUACCAGCUGGGAAGGGCUACCCCUGCAAGACCUGUAAGAUAGUGCUGAACUCCAUAGAACAGUACCAAGCUCACGUCAGUGGCUUCAAACACAAGAACCAGUCACCCAAAACCGUGGUGUCACCCAUGAGCCAGAUGCCAGUGCAAACACAACCCACUCCAAAGGACUCAAGUGUGGCAGAAGACUAAGGUGUUUCUGCCUGCUCAGCCUAUUGGGACAGCCACAAGUCAGUUCCCGGCGGCUCCCUCCUUUCUCAUAUUACAAGAGUAUGGAGGCUGAGGCCAAAUUGGGCUGCAGACAGCCUCUGACUGGGCCGGAGUGAGGCUCCUCCUGCCCGCCUCUUGAAUGUGACCCUACAUGUCAUGUCAUGAUAGAGGAGACAGGGCUCUUGAAAAGGCCUGAGGAGGUGUCUGUCCUGCAGUGCUAUCGUCUGUCUUUCUUCUCAGGGUCAGUUUGGAGCAAGUCCCUGCAGGUAAAGGAGAGCACCACCCUGGGCUCUGGACAGCUCCUGGGAAGGCUGCAGCUGCCCUGAGGGCUUCAUCAGGGCAGCAGACUGCAGACUGCAGUGGCUGCCAUGCAGUGUGCAGGCUUGCCUGGUGUAGAUCCUGCCACCGUGAAGUCUCCUGGAACCCACAGUCCUCACAGCACUGCCAUCUGCUGCCAUCUCUCCAGUUCCCAAAUGGUGCUCGCAGGCAUCUCCAGUAGCCAGGACCUGAGGCCUGAGUGCCCAGUGGGACCCUGGGAAGCACCCCGGGGGCUCCUGUCCUCCAUCAGAGGUCCUCUGUCCCGGUCUGUGAGAAAGCCUCCCGCCUGCUAUGUUCCUUAGUUCUGUGCCCUUGUGUAGUAGACUAUCCCACCCAGGCUGCUGUGGGCUGUCCUACCCUCAUCAUCCUCAAGGAGAUUUGGGGGGCCCAGGAAAGAGGACUGGAGAACUGGUGUGAGGAAAAGGCCCAGGCCUGAACUCAAGAGUUUCCUGCUGCUGUUCUGUGACUGGAGAAUCCACUAGGAGUGGAUUUUUUCACAUAGCUGUGGAGCAAGGAUUCUAGAAGUAUCCCUAAAGGCUCCACUUGUUAAUGCAGUUGGGUACCACAGAGGGGUGGAGGUAGGUCUUAUAAACCCCUGGGCACUCAGCCAUCCAAAUAAAGACUUUGUUCCGUGAGCCAGGCUGUAACUUCAGACCCAGGAUUUAUAGCCAGCCAUGUUGAUGCUGCUAUCCUCACACCAUCAGCUG